Molecule: messenger RNA, 1395 nt
Organism: Nelumbo nucifera (sacred lotus)
Lineage: Eukaryota; Viridiplantae; Streptophyta; Magnoliopsida; Proteales; Nelumbonaceae
Source: RefSeq, a predicted model, not a curated record
GGGGUUGGGAGGGGAAGAAUCCAAAAAAGAAAAGUUUCAUCUACCAUAGAACUUGUUCAUCAAAAACCUGAAAGAGGGUCCAAUGCAAUAGAAAUAUCAAGUAUCCCAGCUUGCUGUCUUGCUGAUGUAGGACAGCCUUAUGAACGAGUGGAUCUAGGCCAAGUUAAGAAAAUUGAGGAAUCUGCUAAAUCAGGGGGAUUUGGAAUGAGAAACAGUGGGAUGGAAUAGUCAGGAAGGCUAGAAGGCUAGAAUUGGGUUUACAAAUCUGAAAUCAAAUUGAUCCUAGAGAGUGCAGUCUGCAAAAUUUCAAGGGAAAUUGGGUCAAAAUUGGGGAAAAUGGAAUUGCAUAAUGAACUAUGCGUAAGGGGAUGAGUAUGCAAGCAGGUGGGGAAUUGAUGACCACACUUUCCCCCUCUUAUCUUUUUCCCCUCUUUGGCUCUGAAGAAGAAAAAGCCUCUUAAAAAAAUAUCAUAGGGAAAAUACAAUCUUUCACCGCCGAUGGUGGAGGUGGAUCAGCUUGGCUACUACUUAAUAAAAAGCUUUUUCUCCUUUUAUUUUGUUUUGGUCCUAUCUUAUAUAAGGAGAAGCUAGAAACAGAACAAGUUUGACAAAAAAGAAGAGAAAAGGAACAUGGAAUUCGACGAUCACGAAGAGCAAGAUGAAGAGAUGGGGAUACCAGUGUCUGCGACUUACGAUUCGCUUGGUAACUCGUCCAAAGCCAAAAUGGUGAGUGCUGCUAGCGAUGCGGCUUCCUCUGGAAGGAGGACUGUGAGCAAGUACAGGGAGUGCCUAAAGAACCAUGCCGUGGGAAUUGGAGGCCACGUUGUUGAUGAAUGUGGAGAGUUCAUGGCCGUCGGAGAGGAAGGCACGCUUGACGCCCUAAAAUGCGCCGCCUACAACUGCCAUCGGAACUUCCACCGCAAGGAGACGGAGGGGGAUGCCUACCACCACCAAUUCUCUCCCUACUGUCGUACUCUGGUGGGGUACCUCCACGUGGCGCCGCACCAUCGCCCGUUGGCUCUGCCGUCGACCUCGGGAGGUGGGGUGCACAGUUGGGAGGACCAGGAGGACGUGUUGAACCCUAGCGGUGGUGGAGAAGUUUCGAAGAAGCGUUUUAGGACAAAGUUCACACUGGAGCAGAAAGACAAKAUGUUGGCAUUUGCGGAGAGGCUUGGGUGGAGGAUUCAGAAGCACGACGAGGCCGCCAUGCAACAGUUUUGUACGGAGACUUGUGUGAAGAGGCACGUGCUUAAGGUUUGGAUGCACAACAACAAGCAUACUCUUGCAUCACCAUCUACCGCUGCUACUUAGCUUCUUCUAGUUUCUCGUCACUCACCACUCCCAACUCCCAACUAGUACAAGGACAAGGGCAACCUCUUUCCACGCGGAACGAAA